This is a messenger RNA of Spirodela intermedia, 5535 nucleotides long. The record is from the annotation of a GenBank genome assembly. Lineage: Eukaryota; Viridiplantae; Streptophyta; Magnoliopsida; Alismatales; Araceae.
AUGGUAAAAUCCGUCGUCGGGGAGGAGACGCGUCUGCAGUUCGCCGAGAACAGACUCUUCCAGUCGAACCUGCUGGCCCAGGUCAGCAUGAGGCCGCCGCCUGUCCUCCCUCUAAAAUUCUCGGCUUCUCUCUGUGGCGCACCAAUGGAGUUCUUCUGCAGGUGGGGCUGGUAGUAGGAAAGCUGAGUUCGGGUUUGGACCGAGGGUUCGUCUACGACCUCGUCCCCACCGCGCCCACCGAUGACGGUCGACUCCCAUGCUCGCUUCCCGAGAUUGUCGGCGGCUCCGGCAGGGACGACAAGAGGAAGGGUUCCAAGGGUGGGGGCGGGAAAUCUCCGGCGGAGGCGCCGGCUCCUCUGAUCAUCGAUGUCGACUGGGUCGCGGAGCAUGCCCGUCAGGUUUGCCUGCAGCUCCCCUAAUUAUGUUUCGGUCGGAUCGAGCAAAACCCCAAUUCUGAAUUUUGACGAGGGUGACGCCGUUCCAUGCUUUGGGGUCUGCCUAAGGUCUGUUCAUCUGUUUCUAGGUGGCCAGAUUGCUGCUGGGUGGCAUGCACGUUGUCGGGAUCUAUGUGUGGACUUCCGAGAGCUCGUUCAAGGCUUCUAGUCUGGUUCUCUGGCAGGUUAAGAACCACUUAUUUCUGCCUUAUCAUCCAUCACCUUCUCUUCCCCUUACGUAGAGGAUCCUUUCUUAAUGCCUACUUUGUCGGCGCGACAUCCGCUUUGCAGACGGUGCGGGAGGUGGCUCAAGCAACACCGUUCUACGAGAAUGACCCGCAGGAGAGGCUUCUCGUCCAUGCCUCGUACAGCCCGAGAAGGUGCGUGCCAAAGAAGCCUCGGAGAAAGAUGCCCGACGGCGUUUUGUUUUUUUUUUCCUGUCAUGAAAUUAGCCUGCUUAUCAUUUAUAUUAGCAAAUAUCUCUCGUGCUUGCCUCAUACGCUGCGCUUCAUUUACUGUUCAAUGUUCCACUGUGUUUUGUGCUAUCCACGCCAAUGGUGAGGAGAGAGGAGGAUAUCCGCUAGGAUGUCGGCAGCAUUAGGAGAUGGGAUAUCAACGUUCCUUGUUAACAUUAUAGUUGACUGAACAGAAGGAGGUGCAGGCCUUUGUUCGGUUGUAUCUCUCCCCAUGCUGGCUGGUCGUCCAAGUUGCCUCGGAACCAUGAAUGUUUUACAUCUAGAGAUGGCCAUGCCAAGUCGACAGUGAUGGGUAGCUGGGAUUAGUGUAUCAGGCAUUUCUAGUUCUAUGGUGCGUAGUCUCUAAACUCAACCCCAAUCAGGAGUCAACAAAAGAAAUGGUGUCACUGGAGGGAACUCUGAAGGGACAUCAGUUUAGUAUGUAUGCUGUAAGAAGGGCUAUUGUGCCUAUGUACUUUGUGCGAGGAAACCUUGCGCUGGUAGCUGCCCAGACCAAUUUAAUUCAUUUGAGUUUUUAUUCGCCUGCAGGCCCCCUUGUGUUUAUUGAUACGUUGCUCGCAAUAGCUGACGUCAUGAGUCUAGCCCUGUAGAUCAUUCAGAGGUUGUUACAGUACGUGCUCAUGGCAUUUCAUGCAGAGUCUCGUGCUGGCAUUAAUUCUACCGUCUAAAAAGUAUUAUUUGCAAAUGUAUACUUCUGUUUUGUGGACUCAUCUGGGGGGAGUAUUAGGGCUGUUUUUAUCUUCGUCUCUAAAUAUACUAUGGCAGUUGUGCUUGUGAUCCUUGUGUGUUUGAUCUUCCUUCACUUGUGGAAAUCCAUGUGAUUCAAUGUGGAGAAAUCAGGUUCCCACGUGGUGCCUGCUUAGUCUUGCCUUUAUUUUCAUUUUUUAUAUCAUUAAUUUUGAGAGUAGUAUCUACUCUCAAGAUUAUUUUCUUUUUUUCCAUUAGAUGGAAGAGCGCUGCUAUCUCACUGAUUGCUGUCCACUUAAAAUUAGCGCUGGAAUGUUUUGGAGUACGGCAUUGAAUAUGUCAUUCUUCAUCAGAAGAACUAAUCAUUCAUGGUGGGAACUGUAUUUUACUGGCUGAUUCUUCUAAACAUUAAAAAAAAAUACCUGAUGGGACUAAAUGUUAAAAUCAGUUGCUGCACCUUGCUGAGCACGCUGCAUUGCUCUAUUUCUAGUCGAUCUGUAAGACCUCUGCCUGCCUUUGUGCAUUUUCUGUUUAUUUUUCAUUUUUUUAUUCAAGAUGAUAGUCAAAUGCUCUAUUUUUCGCGUCAAGUUUUCUUUUUUGAUUGGCUUUGUAUUAGAUAUACCUCUACUCACCAGAAAGCUACCUUUAUUACUGUUGAACAGAUGGACCUGUAGAAACUGUAUCCUAGCAUCAACGAACGUAUCAACCAAUCUAAGGCCCUGUGAUUUCAAAUGGGGAAAACUUCUGGGUUCUCUUCAGUUAUUUCGAUGCAUUUACAAGUUUGACCAAAGGUAACUGUUCUGCCUUCUUCAACACCAUGGGUUUGUUGCGUCACCUAUAAUUUGACCUUGGAACGGAGUCAUUUGGUGAAAAAUAUGAGUCAUCAAAAAAUUACUCCACAACAUGUUUGUGCUGCUACUGGUCUCUGCCGACGGUUAAUUUAUUACUUCCCCAAAGGGCUGUUCUUUUGUUAUUUCCUUGUCAUUUAUACUUGUCUUUUGAUAAUUGACUGCACACUGGGGCUUCUUAGAACCUCUGGAUCAGGAGAUAAAGGAAACAUACCUCGUUAGUUUUUUUUUUUUUAAUCUUCUUUCUGAAUUUUAUAUAGGCCUGAUAAGUUAGCUUUUCUUUUUUUCUUUUUUUUAAAUAGUGUUUGUGAAAGAACAAAGUGGAAUAUUCUACUUGAAGAUGUUAUAAUCUGUUUUUGGAUGAGUGCGUUGUAGAGGAUUUUGCUUGAAUCAUCUCUGUUGCAUUGGAAGAUCCACAUGACUGGUGAUGUCUGUUAGUGGGCGUCCUCGCUGGAGUCACUCUAGCUGUUGUACCAGCACAACUUUCGACCAGCCGGCGGAACUUCAUGCUGGUUUCAUUAUUUUACAGUUUACCAUUCACCUCAGUUCAUUGUUCCCCUCUUGAUUCAGUGAGGCCACAUCUCAAAAUGGCUUAGUACAUGGGUGUGUCAUCGUAAUGCUUUUUAUGGAUGACUUUUUCUCGUAAGUCAUUACAAUUCCUUUUGAUGUUAGAUUGCCCAUAAUUGGAGGACCAAAGAAUGAGGCAUUUAAGGAUGUUCUCCGAGAAGCAAUUUCUGAUCAGAGGAAAGAACUGAAGAAUUGCACAAAAGCACUAAUUGACGGGAAAUUGGUAUUAUAUUAUCUUAAAUACUGUAUUCCAGGUUUUUAUGUUGAUGAGGAAAAAAAACUACUGAAUCGCUUUCCACGAGUUAAAUUUUAUGUCUAAUGAUAAGCCCAUUAUUCCUGAUUCAUUUUCUGGUUUACAUUUCUGUUUAUGUAAGCCUUUUACUUUUCUUAACUGCAUGGAUUUCAAGGUUAACGAAGAUCUGCAAUGCAUUUUAGAGGGCACACACGAAGUUGAGUUGCUUCUCCCGUUUAUGAAUAAGGUGUCUUCUUAUGGUAUGCCCCUCUUCGUAUGCAGACAAUAUGGUCCAUUCGAUGCAGUAUGCUAUGCUCAUGCUGAAUAUUGCUUUUUCUGAUUAUUUUUUCUUAAAAGCAUUCAAAGAAGAGGAAAUUGUUGGCCUUCUUGUCUUUACGGGAGUGAUUCAUGCUUCUGCAUAUCUGUGUCCCAAAGAAACCGUUUCAGAAGCUAUUUCUGAAGUAAAGGUAUGAUUUCAUGUUAAAAACCGUUUCUGAAGUAAAGGUAUAAAUCUGCCCUCAAGUUAGGUUCUUGUUAAGUUUGACUUCUUUAGCAUAUUCUCCCUAGUUUGGUAUUGAUUUCAUGGGGAAAUGAGGUUGAGUUUUAUUUUUUCAUUGUCACCCAUUAGGUAUUCUAUUACUUCUUUUUAAAUAAUAUAUUUUGCCAGUUUACGUCGAACUUCUUCAUUUAAUUAUAUUUUUUCCAUUUGUGCAUCUCGUCUCCCAUUACGAUUUACUUUCUUCUUUUAGGAGGACAUCAUCAACAGCUUACAAAGUCGAUUAGAAAUUAUAUGUGAGGAAGCAGGUCUAACAGACUCAUCUGUCAGCAGCAGCAUAGAAUCGGAGAAGGAAACAUCAUUUGAUGGUGUCAAUUGCCAAAGUAUAUUGAAUAUGCUUAAGUGAGUGUUCUGUGUUGUUUGGAUCAAUUCCAUCUAAUGCUGAAACAGUUCUUCGAAAUAGUGAUUUAUUUUACUAAAAUUAAUAAAUCAUUCAGGUCUGGCAUGGGAUUGCCACCCGGUAGCUUAUUUCCAAUUAACCAAUGGCUGGUGAUUGAAGCCACUUUUGAUCAGGAUGGUGAUAGUGUUAGCUUCGACAAACAUGUUAGAUGAAGCGUCCAAUGCUUCUUCAUAUUCACAAAGCAUGCAUACUCUGUAGGCUAACUUUUGGCACUUCUUAAUUCACAGAUUGAUGCUAAUGUUUCCUUAGCUCACGCGAUUCUUGCGGAUCUAAAUUUCAUGCAGUUUUUCUAACUUAUCUCACUGCAUCAUCGUGUUCCUUGUAUGUGAAUGGCAUGUCGUGCUUGCCCUUAUAUUUCCGGUCGUAAUAAGAAAUUAAUUUCAUUGUUCAGAUGUCCAAAAACCUUUUAUCCUUAUGUUUGAAGUCAAUGCCCCUUUUCAGUUCAAUACACUAUUCAAUGCGGGGCAAUAUUUAUGUCAGCAAUGAAAAUCGAAAUAAAGAAUGGCAUUGAUGUUAUCUUGGAAAGCAUAUAUACUUUGAUGUGAUUGCUAAACUCAGACUUUUUUUUUAAAUGAGGGAGCCCACUGCCAGUGCGAAUGUAGUUUUCUCACAGCAUUCCUUUGAAACAGGUUCAAUUGCACUCUUUCUUUUCCGAGAAGGGUUUUGAUUCCUUGGCUGGGCAAUGUGUUUGUUUGUGAUUAUUUGCAACCGUCAGAGACACUCGAGGUUCGAAUGCCUAACUUCCAUAUCCCGUACCACUUUCUCUGGCAGGAUCACGGUGUAGAUUCAUCCUUCUGUCGUUUCAGAGCUUCCUGUCGGUUUCUCAUACAAUCAAUAUACUCUACCGAUCCCCUAAAGCUUUGCGAUAUUUUUUCACUGUCCUAAAUUCUUAAUUUAGAUGUUCACGUAGAUUUGUUUGAUGUGCCUCGUGUUCUGGCUCAUGGGUAAGUCAGGAUAAAAGAGAAAAAGGAGCAUGGGAGCUUUCCUUUCAGUAACUACCGGUUGCUAGAAAUUCUCUGACCUGACUCAACUAUCUGUUCUGCCCAGGUUCUUGGAAGCCACUGCGGGGAGAUGAUGGCGAUGGAAUCUCCCAUAGAUAACAAGUCAGUUCUGGAAGUGGAGAAAGAAGUCGCUUCUCUGACGAUAAGAUCAUUCUGGGACGCGGCUCUGGGAAGGUCAGCACCUCUGGCUGAUUGCUCGGGACGCCAUGGUGCGGACCAAAGGUCGGGUGGCAGUGAAUCGAAAGGUAGCAGCUCGAGCUCUCUAAUUGCCAUAGCUGUUCUGCUGUUCGCCAUUCUGGUUGGGUGGAUUAUAACAAGGACACUGGUCCAUUAA